Messenger RNA from Dichotomopilus funicola, 4080 nucleotides. RefSeq lists its product as uncharacterized. The coding region runs from base 1 to 4080 and encodes 1359 amino acids. NCBI's taxonomy places the organism in Eukaryota, Fungi, Ascomycota, Sordariomycetes, Sordariales, Chaetomiaceae. Gene Ontology annotation, molecular function: ATP hydrolysis activity; ATPase-coupled intramembrane lipid carrier activity; magnesium ion binding. Gene Ontology annotation, biological process: post-Golgi vesicle-mediated transport; phospholipid translocation; endocytic recycling. The record is from RefSeq and is a predicted model, not a curated record. The transcript has 3 exons. Gene Ontology annotation, cellular component: plasma membrane.
AUGGCUGGCCGCCCUCCUCCUGGGGGCUCCUCGGCCCCACGAAAGAACGAUGACCUUCUCCUAGACCUUGAUCAUGAACAACCAGUAUACAGCACCGGGCAGCGAUCUGCUCUGACCGAUGACGACCUUCUCCACUCUUAUGCUUACGACCAAGACGGCGCGCCCUCCCGACCCUCCGUGUCCUACGAUGAUUUUGUCGGUUCCGGGCAACAAAGACCGCCCGCCGGACGCCCGCCAGCCGCGGGGCCAUCGGGCGCGGGGUUGCGUCCAGUUGGGCCUUACGGCCCCGAGAUCAACCGGCAAUACAGCCAAACAUCCGACUUGGGCAACUACCAACGAUACGCUGACGACUUCGAUGACUACCCCGACGAUGGCGGAUACUACCAAAACGGGGGGGGCUCGGUGGCUGGCGGAGAGGCCUCCUCGGCCGCACACGGGAAUGCUAGGAACAGGAAUAGUGUGCUAAGCUUGGGCGGCGGGUUUCUCGGGCGGGUCAAAAAUAGGCUAGGAAUGGGCGAGGGGUACUCGGAGAUGGACCUCCCACUGACAGAUCCCCGAGCCAACGCGGGCGCCCGGACAGACACGGCCGUUGAAGUGCCUACCCCACGGAAGGAAAAGAAGUUCGACAUGGGGAACUUCAAGUUUGGGUUUGGGAAAGCGAAAGUCGAUCCGGCGACCCUCGGACCCCGCAUCAUCCACCUCAACAACCCCCCCGCGAAUGCUGCGAACAAGUACGUCGACAACCACAUCUCGACCGCCAAGUACAAUGUCGCGACGUUCCCCGUCAAGUUCCUCUUUGAACAAUUUUCCAAAUUCGCCAACAUCUUUUUCUUGUUCACCGCCGCGCUGCAGCAGAUCCCAGGACUCUCUCCCACCAACCAGUAUACCACCAUCGGCCCGCUCAUUGUGGUGCUCUUGGUAUCUGCCGGUAAAGAACUUGUGGAGGACUAUCGCCGGAAGCAGGCCGACAAAUCGCUCAAUAUGUCCAAGGCCCGCGUUUUGCGCGGUUCGAGCUUCGAGGAGACGAAGUGGAUUAACGUUGCCGUGGGAGAUAUCAUCCGCGUGGAGUCUGAGGAACCUUUCCCGGCCGAUCUAGUUCUCCUAGCCAGUUCCGAGCCCGAAGGACUUUGCUACAUCGAGACCGCCAACCUGGAUGGUGAGACCAACUUGAAGAUCAAGCAGGCCUUACCCGAGACUUCCUCCAUGGUUAGCUCGACCGAGGUCAGCCGGCUCGGUGGCCGUAUCCGGUCCGAACAGCCCAACAGCAGCCUGUACACAUACGAGGCGACCCUAACCAUGCAGGCUGGUGGGGGCGAGAAGGAGCUGUCGCUGAACCCGGAACAGCUGCUUCUCCGUGGCGCUACUCUUCGAAACACUCCCUGGAUCCACGGCGUCGUGGUCUUCACGGGCCACGAGACCAAGCUCAUGCGCAACGCAACCGCUGCUCCCAUCAAGCGGACCAAGGUUGAGAGGCAACUGAACAAACUCGUCUUGGUGCUUGUUGGUAUGCUGUUGGCUCUCAGCGUUAUCUCAACCGCCGGAGAUCUCAUCAUGCGCCGUGUCUCCGGCGACGGGCUCGUUUACCUCGACCUGGAGACGUUGAGCGAUGCCCUGGCCAUCUUCCGCAUUUUCAUCAAGGACAUGGUCACAUACUGGGUGCUGUUCUCGGCGUUGGUGCCUAUCUCCCUCUUCGUCACGCUUGAGCUGAUCAAGUAUUGGCACGGUAUUCUCAUCAACGACGACCUGGACAUGUACCACGACGUUACUGACACUCCGGCUAACUGCCGCACGUCAAGUCUGGUCGAAGAGCUGGGCAUGGUCGAGUACGUGUUCUCAGACAAGACAGGGACCCUGACUUGCAACCAAAUGGAGUUCAAGGCGUCGUCGAUUGCCGGCAUCAUGUACGCUGAGACCGUUCCUGAGGACCGCGUCCCGACCAUUGAGGACGGCGUUGAGGUAGGAAUCCACGAGUUUAAGCAGCUCAAGGCGAAUCUCAAAGACGGCCACCCGACCGCUCAAGCAAUCGACCAGUUCCUUACCUUGCUCGCUGUGUGCCACACCGUCAUUCCAGAGCGUGACGAGGCAGACAACAUCAAAUACCAGGCGGCUUCUCCCGACGAAGGUGCCCUUGUCGAUGGCGCAGUGCAGCUGGGCUACAGAUUCUUUGCGCGUAAACCCCGCGCCGUCAUUAUCGAGGUCAACGGCGAGAAGCUCGAGUACGAGCUCUUAGCCGUUUGCGAGUUCAACUCUACCCGAAAGCGAAUGUCGACCAUUUACCGCUGCCCCGACGGCAAAGUCCGGUGCUACACCAAAGGCGCCGAUACAGUCAUUCUCGAGCGCCUGAACAACAACAACCCCCACGUCGAUGUGACCCUCCGCCACCUCGAAGAGUACGCCUCGGAAGGGCUGCGGACGCUCUGCUUGGCUAUGCGUGAGGUUCCUGAACACGAGUUCCAGGAGUGGCACAAGGUGUACGAUAAGGCCCAGACGACUGUGAGCGGAAACCGUGCCGAGGAGCUGGACAAGGCUGCCGAGCUUAUUGAGAAGGAGUUUUACCUUUUGGGUGCCACUGCAAUCGAAGAUCGUCUGCAGGACGGCGUGCCUGAGACAAUCCACACGCUUCAGGAAGCUGGGAUCAAGGUUUGGGUCUUGACGGGUGAUCGUCAGGAAACGGCUAUCAACAUUGGUAUGAGUUGCAAGCUGCUCAGUGAGGAGAUGAUGCUUCUCAUCGUCAACGAGGAAAACGCCGCUGCGACACGGGACAAUAUCCAAAAGAAGCUCGACGCGAUUCAAAACCAGGGCGAUGAGUCGAUCGAGAUGGGCACCCUGGCUCUGAUCAUUGACGGGAAAUCCUUGACCUACGCGCUGGAAAAGGACUUGGAAAAGCUCUUCCUCGACCUCGCCAUCAAGUGCAAGGCCGUCAUUUGCUGCCGUGUCUCACCGCUGCAGAAGGCUAUGGUCGUGAAGCUGGUGAAGAAGUACCAAAAGGAGUCUAUUCUUCUUGCGAUUGGCGACGGAGCGAACGAUGUCUCCAUGAUCCAGGCUGCGCACAUUGGUAUUGGUAUCAGCGGUAUGGAGGGUCUUCAAGCUGCCCGUAGCGCCGACGUCUCGAUUGCGCAGUUCCGCUUCCUCCGCAAACUGCUUCUGGUCCAUGGCGCAUGGAGUUAUCACCGCGUGGCCAAGGCUAUUUUGUUUUCGUUCUACAAGAACAUUACCCUUUAUCUGACGCAGUUUUGGUACGUAUUCCAAAACGUCUUCUCUGGUGAAGUCAUCUACGAAUCCUGGACGCUCUCCUUCUACAACGUCUUCUACACCGUCCUCCCGCCUCUCGUCCUCGGCAUUCUGGACCAGUUCGUCUCCGCUCGCCUGCUAGACCGUUAUCCGCAGCUAUACAGCCUCGGCCAGAACAACAGUUUCUUCAAGGCCAGUGUCUUCUCGUCGUGGAUCAUAAACGCCGUCUACCACUCCGUCAUCCUCUACCUCGGCGGCUCCGCCUUCUUCAUCAACGACGGGCCCCAAAACGACAGCUACCCGGCCGGCAAAUGGGUCUGGGGUACGGCCAUGUACGGUGCCGUGCUCCUGACCGUGCUCGGCAAAGCCGCGCUCGUCACGAACAACUGGACCAAGUACCACGUCAUCGCCAUCCCCGGCAGCAUGGCGAUCUGGAUCGUAUUUGUGGCUGUCUACGGCACCGUGGCGCCCAAGCUGGGUUUCUCGGUGGAGUACUUCGGCGUGAUCCCGCGGUUGUUUACCAGCCCGGCGUUUUGGCUUCAGAUGCCGACGCUGGCGAUUCUGUCGCUGGCGAGGGACUUUGCCUGGAAGUUUAGCAAACGUCUGUGGCGGCCGGAGCCGUACCAUCAUGUGCAGGAGAUCCAGAAGUAUAACAUUCAGGAUUAUCGACCGAGGAUGGAGCAAUUCCAAAAAGCCAUCCGGAAGGUGCGCCAGGUGCAGCGCAUGCGCAAGCAACGCGGUUAUGCCUUCUCGCAAGCCGACGAAUCCCAGACCCGUGUGCUACAGGCCUAUGAUACGACACAGCACCGCGGGCGGUAUGGCGAGAUGGCGAGUUCGCGACCGCAAUAA